CCCGCUCAGAUGCAGAUCCCUCUUUCCGUUCUACGCCCCCUCCGACACCCUAACGUCGCCGCCCCAAUGCACCGCCUCUCCUCUCCCUAGCGACGCCUCCUCUCUUCCAUGGCAUCUCGCUGGUGGCCACCAGCGCUUGCGCGACGACUCGUCCCGCCUGUCCGUCGUGUUUCCUCUGAGGUCACAGAUGGGAACCCCAGUGGCUGCGGGGAAGAUCCAAGGAGCGCAACCAAGGGUCGUACGACUGAAAUCUUGAUCAUGGAGGACGAAGAAGAAGUCAGCGACAUCGAUUACACCGUGGAAGUUAAUGCUAUUCCACAGAGCAGUCACCGUGAUGGCUCUAUCUACAGGGGCAUGCGUCGUUCUGGCUGGAAAAGGGAUUAUCGCGUCGCAGACCGUAGCGAGACUCGGUUGGAGGCAAUGAUGUUUUCAGAUCCCACAAAGGGCAUGAAAGAUUGUUGUAACAUGCUGCAAAUUUUCGCAUUGGAGUUGGCUAAAAUUCCUGGGGAUAAUGGCUUAGUAGAGUUAUAUGGAUACAUAGCAGCGCGGGAUGAAGUGGAUAUGUUGCUUAAUUAUGUCGUCAAUAUUUGCAGGAAUGAUCCCAUCAUUGUGGCGCAGGGUUCUCUCAUUUGCAUGGCUAGUGGCCCUAGGCGAGGGAUGGAGUUGGCGAACUGUGCAAUAAUUGAGUAUGACAUGAGGAUCAAAAGAGGCAGACAUGAAAGAGAUGACCUACAACUGAUCGACGGCGCAAAAGAUUUUUACAUCACGAGCACAUGGAAUCGGCCGUUCACAAUUAACAUCCGUGGCAACUGUGGUGGUGCGGUCGGCAUGACUUUAGCAUGUCUUCACAACGCGGUCGAGGCAACUGUAGAGGUUCUUAUAUCAGAAUUGCAUGGCAGUUUCAACAUGUCUCUCAGAUGUUUUACUAGCAGGUUCUAUAAAGAGAUCCGACUGUUUGAUGGCGUCGUUAUCGAGUCUUGUGGCUUGAAGAGGUAUCUGGUUGCGGUAAUGAAGAUGUCUUUCAUACGUUUGAAAUUCAAGGUACACACACCGUCAUCCAGUUCCAAGUCAAAACUUUGUUGUACCUUCAAGGCGAAGACCAAUGGGCAUAAUACCCGAGAGAUAGACUGAUUUUGCAGUGAUCUCAGUGAAGGUGACUUGGUCGACGCUGCCUAAUAGCUUUCCCGGCUAAGGUUGUUUGUCGGACCGUACUUGUGUCUGUGAUGAGCGGACAAUGGGAUUAACAACGUACUUAGGCAAUGUGGAGUCAUGGACUUAUGACAAUGAUUAGAGUGUAAUCAAACUAUUAUACUAAAUAUUUGGUCCAGAUGCUGAUGAAUCUUUCCUUUUAAGAAAACUAUGUGUCUUUGCUUUCAGGGUUAGGAAAUUAUGUAUAUGUUGAGGCUAGGUUAAUUAGUUGUCUAUGUUAUUAUGUUGCUUAUGACAUACUUAAUUUUUCCUUUCCAUUGCUUAUGCUAUAUAUAUGGUGUAUGCUA
Triticum aestivum (bread wheat) is the source of this 1496-nucleotide messenger RNA. RefSeq lists its product as uncharacterized. Bases 109 to 1131 code for a protein of 340 amino acids. Lineage: Eukaryota; Viridiplantae; Streptophyta; Magnoliopsida; Poales; Poaceae. The transcript has 3 exons. The record is from RefSeq and is a predicted model, not a curated record.